AUGGAAGAGUUGAAGACGGAAGGGGCAACUGCGGAAGAGUUGAAGAGGGAUGAUUUGGAGGUGGAAGAGUGGAAAAAGAAUUCACCGGUGCUGAUAUUGAUCCGUGGAGUGCCGGGUAGUGGCAAGAGUACACUUGCGAAGCGGCUGGCGGCUCAGUGGCCGGAUUUGGUUCAUUUGGAGGCGGACAUGUACUUCGUGGACCAGCAAGGUGAGUACCGGUGGGAGCCUGCAAAGUUGGGGGCAGCGCACGACUGGUGUCAGAUGUGGGCGUACUCGUGCAUGUGCACGGGUAGUUACUCCGUGGUAGUCAGUAACACGUUUAUGGAACAGUGGGAACUGGAGGGGUACGUGGCACUGGCCGCCAUAACCCCGGUGCGACACGUCAUAAUUCAUGACUGCCCUCUCUUCUCCGGCUUCUCUAACUGCCACCAGGUCCCCAGCGCCUCUGUAGACCGAAUGCGGAGCAAGUGGCAACCGUCCGACAAGGUCGUUGCUGCUCUGCAACCCCUCUAUCCCGCCUUGACUUUUCGCCUCUCCCCACUUAAGAACACCGAGCGUGCAACACCCAAACACGCGACCCUUCCCGAGUGUGCGGAACAUACACAGCUAGAGAGCCACAUAGCCAGAGAACCAGAAGUAUGA
This is a messenger RNA of Gregarina niphandrodes, 642 nucleotides long. Its product is annotated as putative kinase. Bases 1 to 642 code for a protein of 213 amino acids. The transcript has a single exon. The record is from RefSeq and is a predicted model, not a curated record. NCBI's taxonomy places the organism in Eukaryota, Apicomplexa, Conoidasida, Eugregarinorida, Gregarinidae.